ACAUGCACAUGUCAUCUUCGCUAGGAAAUUACAAUUAUCCCGACAUUAAUUGGUCCAGUUCGGUGGGAGCCUCGCUUCGGCUGAUACAAUGUGUAACUAUGUGCCUGUUUUAAUUAUAGUUGUUUGGAACUUCGUGAUAACCAAGCAAGUGGUGGAUUUAACGCACGCCGAGGAUAUAAAAUUCGUAUAUCCCAGAGUUAAUGUGGAAGCUGUGCGCAGAAAAAGGGACAUUAUUGAGGAGCAAUCUGUGGAUGAUGGGAAAGUGAAGGUCGUCGAGAUUGGAGAUUGGGCGGUGGAACUCGGUCCCGAAAAUAAUCUAGUUGUAGCCGACGGAUUACAGACCGAAUGGAUCAAUUUGGGCGGCCGUGGAGAGUUGAAGGCGGUUGAAAGAUGCGAUUACCAUAAGGGGGCGGUGAAAGGACUGGAGAGCUUGUCUACGGCCGCUGUGACCCUUUGCGGAGACCUUAUGAGGGCAUAUGUUGGAAUUGGUGACGUGGCUUACUUUCUGGAGCCGUUCGAUGAAGCCACUGGGGAGCACGUGUUGUAUAAAAGCAGGAACAUCCAUACUAUCCUGAAACGCUCUCCAUCGGUCCUGCAACCUGCUACCGCUCAGUGGAUGUUCAAUCUCACCGGAGACACCAUAGAUAUCGACAGCGGCGAGGAGAAUAUUGAAUUUGAACACGUUUUCCAGGAAGAAACUGAUCCCUUCUUCGAAGCGGAGGACUCGAGAAGGGAGACCACUGAAGGCAAUUCAUCCACCGCAGGAAAUUCCGUCCCGUUUUACGUGGGAGGAUGGCACCGGGAACAAUUUGCGGACGACGAAGACGGUUAUUUUUAUGACACGGCUUGGUCCGCCAACGUGGUGCAAGCACGGAAAUCGACAGGCUCAAACCUGCCGCCACGUUGGAUGGAAAUCGCAGUUGCAGUAGACUAUACCCUAGUAGCUUUCCACGGCAAUGGUAAAGUGGAACAAUAUGUUCUGUCCCUGUUAAAUAUUGUAAGUGCGAUCUACCAAGAUCCGUCCUUGGGAUCCAACAUGAAACUCGUCGUCACAAAACUAAUGAUAUACGAUAAUCAAAAACAAAAUGUGAUCAGAAGAGGAAAUGCCAAGAGAUCCUUAGAAAAUGUCAACAUUUGGAACAGACGUCUGCAUGCUUCCUUGAAACCAGGAGAACCCCGGCACGAUGUUGCCAUUUGGUUGACCAGAUCUGACAUCGGGGGACCGUCCGGAUAUGCACCUGUAGGAGGAACCUGCGAUCCUAAGAGGAGCUGCGCUUUGAACCGGGACGAAGGAUUAACUAGCGCUUUCAUAAUUGCUCAUGAAACCGCCCAUAUCCUCGGUUUGAGCCACGACGGAGACAAGAAAAAUGGAAAUAAUUGUUCAGACGAAGCUCUAGAUGGAAGCGUUAUGGCCCCGAUGGUGUCUGCAACUUUUAAUAAGUUUUCCUGGUCAGAAUGUUCGAAGCGUGAGUUUGAGAAAUAUACCAGCAAAUGGACAUGCCUGCAGAAUCCCCCGACCGGGCCGGAUGAGAUUAUAUUAAAUGCCACCCUCCAAGCAUCUUUCACGAUGGACGAGCAGUGCAGAAUGGAGUUCGGGGACGGGUAUUUCAUGUGCAGAGCGUUCGAAAUAAUUGAACCUUGCUCUCAUUUGUGGUGCGGUCAUCAAAACACCCCGCUGGUUUGCAAAACCAAAAAAGGUCCUCCUCUGGAAGGAACGGAAUGCGGUUUUGGAAAAUGGUGUGUAAACGGAUACUGCGAGGAGUUCGCCAUCCGAAGGGUGGAGAGGGUGCCGAUCGUUCUCAAUCCUCAGGACGGAAGCUGGGGCGAAUGGACGCCCUGGGGAGCUUGUUCGCGGACUUGUGGAACAGGAGUUCAGUUCAGAUCCAGGGAAUGUAACGAUCCGCCACCCUCGUAUGGAGGCAAACCUUGCGAAGGCAAACCCGAGGAAUGGCGUAUUUGCAGGAAAACCGAUUGUCAGGAACCACUUGUUGACAUGAGGGCUCAGCAAUGCAAACAACUCCCUAAGCUUUUCGAUUUGGAUGGUAAACAAGAGAUGAACUUCACGUGGCUCCCAUAUGAGAGCGAUGAAAAUGCAAAGAAAUGCAAGUUCAUCUGUGUGAAUGCUGAAAGAAAGGAGUUGUACAUCAGCGAUGAAAAUCUGAUUGAUGGGACUCCAUGUUCUUACGAAAAUCAAGACAAUAUUUGUGUUCAGGGAGCGUGUCAGAUUGUGGGCUGCGACGCGAUUCUGCAUUCGACCCUAAGAAGAGAUAGAUGCGGAAUCUGUGGUGGAAAUAAUUCAGACUGUUUGGAGAUGAAGGUGUCUUUUGAUAGGAAACUGAGACGGGAAUCCAGCCGCGUUGCUAUCCUACCGAAAAUGUCCAGAGAGAUAAAAGUGGAAAUCAACGUAACUAUGUACCAUUCAGACAAUCCUGUCCUAGCAUUGAUACUGAAGAAUCGCAAGAAGAAAAAAUAUACUGUCACCAUACCGAACACUGUCGUGCAUACAAAAAUUUUGGAAGGAACGAAGUUUUCUUACAAGAAGUUCAACAACAAACACACCAUAUGGGCGAAAGGGCCGCUUUUCAAUGAGAUGGUCAUACUGGCGAUAGUACCAAAAAAGGAAAUCAGAGCAGGGAUUAAUAUUUCCUACAGUACGGAAUAUAGCAUUCAUAAGGAUCAUGUGGUACCUUCAAGACGGUUCGUGUGGAUACUCGGAGGAUGGGGGCCAUGCUCCACAAGCUGUGGAGGAGGCAGGCGUCAGAGAACAUCAGCCUGUUGGGAUGAAAAACUAGGAAAAAUCGUCAAAAGGUCAUACUGUUCAUUGAUGCAGAAACCUAAGCAAGAAACUCAAAAAUGCAAUGCUUUCGGUUGCACUUUUGAAUGGAUAUCAGGUGAAUGGGAACCAUGCAGCACAACUUGUGGUACCCUCGGAAUGCAGCACAGAGAGAUAUACUGUGUCCCGAAAUCAAUUGUCACCACAGUACUGCUCCAAUUCAAUGGGACCGUUACUAAUCCGUGGAGAUACAUGGUAAAUCCUAACAGAUGUUCCCGAUCAAAACCAUCUACAGUGAGACCUUGUAACAGAAAGCCUUGUUUCUCCUACUGGACAUUUGGCGAAUGGUCACAGUGUUCUGCAUCUUGUGGUAACGGAAUCCAGACGAGAUCCUCGCACUGCCCGCCUCCUGAAGACGAAACCUUCUUCACCUGCGGUCCAACGCCCCCUCCACAAAAGCGUUCCUGCUUUGGAAACUACACGAGAAGCUCCAACCAGCUUUGCAGAGGGAGAAGAAGAAAGAAGUGCCACAAAGACGAGUCGGAGUACUGCGCUUUCGAUCUCCUUCACAGAUUCUGCAAAGUGGGAGGGUUCAGGAGAGUCUGUUGUAAAUCCUGCAAUAGUAUUGUGGUUUCAGAAAAUGAUUCUGUCAGUAACUCUUUCGCAUUGUAAUAUAUCUAUUUGACUUAAUUAAAAUUUUACAAGAAAAA
This is a messenger RNA of Leptinotarsa decemlineata (Colorado potato beetle), 3483 nucleotides long. Its product is annotated as A disintegrin and metalloproteinase with thrombospondin motifs 2. NCBI's taxonomy places the organism in Eukaryota, Metazoa, Arthropoda, Insecta, Coleoptera, Chrysomelidae. Gene Ontology annotation, biological process: proteolysis; extracellular matrix organization. Gene Ontology annotation, cellular component: extracellular matrix. Gene Ontology annotation, molecular function: metalloendopeptidase activity. The record is from RefSeq and is a predicted model, not a curated record.